Molecule: messenger RNA, 1428 nt
Organism: Priapulus caudatus
Lineage: Eukaryota; Metazoa; Priapulida; Priapulimorpha; Priapulimorphida; Priapulidae
Product: ribosomal protein S6 kinase alpha-1-like
Exons: 12
Biological process (GO): protein phosphorylation
Molecular function (GO): ATP binding; protein serine/threonine kinase activity
Source: RefSeq, a predicted model, not a curated record
UCUCUUCUAGGCGCGGGGCCGGAGGGAGUCGAGGAGAUAAAGAAGCAUCACUACUUCUCGACGAUCGAUUGGGAAAAGCUCCUGAAGAGGGCGCUCGCGCCUCCGUUCAAGCCGGCCGUAUCGCGUGCCGAGGACGCGUUCUACUUCGACACGGAAUUCACGUCGCGCACGCCGCGAGACUCGCCCGGCGUGCCACCCAGCGCCACGGCGCACGAACUCUUCCGAGGUUUCAGCUUUGUCGCGCCGACGCUGCUACAGGACGGCUGCGCCGCCGGGUUGCACGGUGGCGCCCCCGCGGCGGCGGCGGCGGGCGGGCGGCAGAACGGAGUGCCGUCGCUGCUGCGGCUGCAGGGAGUGAAGCCAAGUAACAUCACGUCCGAGUACGAUCUAAAGGAGGAGAUCGGACACGGCACGUACUCCGUCUGCAAGCGGUGCGUGCACAAGGCGACGGGCGUCGAAUACGCAGUAAAGGUGAGUGUGCGGGAUCCUAAGUGGGAUCCGUCUGAGGAGGUGCAGUGGCUGCUGAGGAUACCGGUCACCACCCGACAUCCAAACGUAGUAGCGCUCCUUGACGUGUACGACGGCGACAAGGACGCGUACCUGGUCAUGGAGCUGAUGAGAGGAGGAGAGCUGCUAGAUAAGAUGCUGCAGCACGAGUUCCUAUCCGAGCGAGAGGUCGGAGCCAUCAUGUACGUCGUCGUCCAGGCGAUCGGGUAUCUCCAUAGCAACGGGGUGGUGCACCGCGACCUCAAGCCGUCGAACAUCCUCUACUGCGAUGACUCGGAGCAUCCGGACAAGCUACGCAUCUGUGAUUUCGGCUUCGCUAAGCAGCUUCGAGCCGAGAACGGCCUCCUGAUGACCCCAUGCUACACCGCCAACUUUGUAGCUCCUGAGGUGCUGAAGAGACAGGGAUACGACGCAGCGUGUGAUAUCUGGAGCUUAGGCGUGCUCAUGUACACCAUGCUUGUAGGGAAGACGCCAUUCGCGAGUGGUUCGUUAGACACUCCGAAGCAGAUUCUAUCCCGCAUCGGAGAGGGACGCAUCCCGGAGAACGUAGGAAACUGGGAAGCCAUAACUCCCCCAGCCAAGGACCUCGUGCGAGCGAUGCUGCACGUUGAUCCGGCGCAGCGGCUUACUGCACAGCAAGCUUUGCGACAUCCCUGGCUCGCUCAUCGUGCGACCCUACCCCAGCUACAGCUAGCCUUCCACGAUGCCUCCGCCGUCAAGGGGGCGAUGUCAGCGACGUUUAAGGCGUUGAGCGAGCAGGGCGACCUCCCCUCCCUGCUGCCAAUCAACGCUUCGAACCUCGCUCAACGCCGCAAGAACAAACCCGGAUCCAAGAGCUCCAACGACUGAGAGGUGGCGCCACCGCAGAAACGGAGGAGAGAGGUGGCGCCACCGCAGAAACGGAGGAGAGAGGGGGCGCCA